UUCUGAAAUUUAGUUAUUUUCUUUUUUCCACAGACAACCUGGAUAUAACCUCAAUUUUUUAAAAAGAAAAAUAAACGAGUCUAAUUUAACUAGUCUAUGGAUUUAGCACACUAGAUUUUGUUCUAUCAUAAACGUAUACUUUCCAUUAAAAAUCUUUAAACUGAAACUUCAACAUUAACAGAAUGUCAACAUUUCAGUGUGACUUAACCUAAAAGGUUUAAAAUGUUGAAUAGAUGCACCAGAAGAUUGUUUGAUUUCGGUAAAUGCAUUAUAAAACAGUCCACAUAUUACUACUCAAAACAUAUUACUAAAGAAGAAAGAAUAAGACAGCUCAGAAUGUCGUUACCUAAGACCAGAGAAAAUCCCAUGAUAAUAAAACUAGAGUCACCAGAAUUUAAAUCUCUGUUCACAGAAGAAUUAACAUCUCUAGUGUCACUGUUUGAAACCUAUGGUUAUGAGAUUCGUAUUGUUGGUGGAGCUGUCAGAGAUCUGCUUAUGGGUAAGAAACCCUCUGAUUUGGAUUUUGCCACCACUGCAACACCAACUGAAAUGAAGGACAUGUUCACCAAGGAAAAUAUUAGAAUGAUUAACAUGAAUGGUGAAAAACAUGGGACUAUAACAACUAGAAUAAAUGACAAGGAGAACUUUGAAGUAACUACAUUGAGAAUAGAUGUUGUUACUGAUGGUAGACAUGCCAAGGUUGAAUUUACCACAGACUGGCUGCUUGAUGCUUUAAGGAGAGACCUUACUAUUAAUUCAAUGUAUUUGGGAUUGGAUGGUUCUGUUUAUGACUACUUCUAUGGCUAUGAUGAUUUGAAGUCAAAAAGGGUGGCUUUUGUAGGAGAUGCAGUAACCAGAAUCCAAGAAGAUUAUCUUAGAAUACUCAGAUAUUUUAGAUUCUAUGGUAGAAUUGCUGAGUUCCCUAAUAAACAUGAAGAAGACACUUUAAAGGCAAUUCGCGAAAACGCGGCAGGACUUGCCAACAUAUCUGGUGAAAGAAUUUGGACUGAAUUGAAAAAAAUUUUAGAAGGAAAUUUUGCAGGAGAACUUUUGCAAAGCAUUAUAGAUUGUGGUUUGUCACCAUACAUUGGUCUACCACAAGAAUGUAAUGAGAAUGAACUCUCAAAAGUUUGGGAAAGAAGUAAAGAACUAAAUUUGCAUCCUAUAACACUACUAUCUACAGUGCUAGCAAACCAAGACCAUGUUGUAGCGUUAAACAAUAGAUUAAAAUUGUCUGCAUUUGAAAGAGAAUUAGCUUUGUUUGUUGUAAAUAACAGAGAAGAAAAACCUGAUCCAAAACCUUUGAAACCAUACCAAAAACUUUUAUUAACAACAAAGUCUAAGCAGAGUGAUGUUAAAUUAUGGAUUAUAGAAGUGCUGAAGUACAACAAUUCUUCUUAUAUAGAAGAAUUUGAGAAAUGGCAAGUUCCAAAAUUCCCUAUCACUGGAAACAUGUUAAAAAAGCAUAUUACCAAACCUAAAGUUAUGGGAACUAUAAUUAAUGAACUGAAGCUUCAUUGGUUUGAGAAGGACUUUGUUCCAGAUUCAGAAGAACUGAUGAAGGAAUUACCAAAUAUAAUGGAAAAGUUUAACAUUAAAUAGAAUUGUUUUUCAGUUUUUACAUGAUGAUAUUUUUUGUUGAAGUUUUGCAAUAAAUGUUUAACAAAA
Aethina tumida (small hive beetle) is the source of this 1668-nucleotide messenger RNA. Its product is annotated as CCA tRNA nucleotidyltransferase 1, mitochondrial. Gene Ontology annotation, biological process: RNA processing. Gene Ontology annotation, molecular function: RNA binding; nucleotidyltransferase activity. The transcript is spliced from 5 exons. The coding region runs from base 223 to 1602 and encodes 459 amino acids. The record is from RefSeq and is a predicted model, not a curated record. NCBI's taxonomy places the organism in Eukaryota, Metazoa, Arthropoda, Insecta, Coleoptera, Nitidulidae.